This is a messenger RNA of Ostrinia furnacalis (Asian corn borer), 1745 nucleotides long. Its product is annotated as oxysterol-binding protein-related protein 2. Gene Ontology annotation, molecular function: sterol binding. The transcript has 11 exons. The record is from RefSeq and is a predicted model, not a curated record. The coding region runs from base 186 to 1745 and encodes 519 amino acids. Lineage: Eukaryota; Metazoa; Arthropoda; Insecta; Lepidoptera; Crambidae. Gene Ontology annotation, cellular component: perinuclear endoplasmic reticulum; cytosol; plasma membrane.
AUUUUCCUAGCCGUAACAUAUGAAGAGGAUGGAAACCAAAUAGUAAAGUAAUAUCGCACACAGAAGUGUAAACUAGUGUAAUCAGACAUUCGUUCGGGCUCACUUCGGGAAUAUUCGGAACAGUUCGGAAGCCGCCACGAGUGGGGAGGCGCGAAGGAUCUGCGCCGGAGGAGUGGAGGUGUAAGAUGGAAGAUAAUGCCGACCAGAUUUUUACAUUCAGGACAUCUCUACCAGUGGCCCAAUUCAGUCGCGGCGACUUCUCCCUCUGGUCGGUGCUGAAGAACUGCGUCGGGAAGGAGCUGUCCAAGAUCACCAUGCCGGUGGUGUUCAACGAGCCGCUGUCCUUCCUCCAGAGGAUGCUGGAGUAUCUGGAAUACGCGCAUCUGCUGAGGAUGGCUUCGGAGCAGACAGACCCUGUGGCCAGGAUGGAGUAUAUUGCUGCGUUUGCCGUGAGCGCGCUAGCUUCGAACUGGGAGCGGCUGGGCAAGCCCUUCAACCCACUGCUGGGAGAGACCUACGAGCUGGAGCGUCAGGAGUUUAGAGCGGUUUGCGAGCAGGUGUCCCACCACCCGCCGGUGUCUGCGUUCCACGCGGACAGCCCGCACUUCGUGUUUCACGGCUCGGUGCAUCCAAANUUCUUUACAAUAACGUUUGCCGUGAGCGCGCUAGCUUCGAACUGGGAGCGGCUGGGCAAGCCCUUCAACCCACUGCUGGGAGAGACCUACGAGUUGGAGCGUCAGGAGUUUAGAGCGGUUUGCGAGCAGGUGUCCCACCACCCGCCGGUGUCUGCGUUCCACGCGGACAGCCCGCACUUCGUGUUCCACGGCUCGGUGCAUCCUAAGCUCAAGUUCUGCGGCAAGAGCGUCGAGAUACAGCCUAAAGGGCACGUCACCGUUGAACUGCCGAGGUGGGGAGAAGCCUACACCUGGACGAACGUCAACUGCUGCGUGCACAAUGUGAUCGUGGGCAAGCUGUGGAUCGAACAGUACGGGCCCAUGGAGGUGGUGUGCCAUGGCGGCGCGGGACUGAAGGCCAGCCUCAACUUCAAGCCGGCUGGCUUCAACAACCGGGACCUGCACCGCGUCGAUGGCUUCAUUUCCGACUCUAACAAAAAGCGGCUCCGUUUCCUAUACGGCAAGUGGACGGAGUACAUCAAGUGCUGCAGCGCGGCGGCUCACGAGCAGUGGGCUAAGGAGCGCGGUGAUGAGGCCACGGGGCAGACGCCCUCGCACACACCCAAGAAGGUGCUCGCUAAACUCAACAGCUUCAAGGUGGGAGCCCUACGCUCCAUGUCCAUCCAAGACAAUGACGAACCAGAAAACACGGAUGAGGUGCCCAAACCUGACGACUCGUUCAAUAUCGACAUUCCCGGGUCGGUCACGCUUUGGGAGGCACGGCCCAGGCCUACGAAUAGCGCACAAUACUACCAAUUCACGGAGUUCGCCAUGUCCCUCAACGAGCUAGAACGGGAUAUGAAAGGCCAGCUCUGCCCAACGGACAGCCGGCUGCGGCCCGACGUCAGGCUGUUGGAACAGGGCGAGAUCGACGCGGCCGCAGCCGAGAAGACCCGGCUGGAGGAGAAGCAGCGGACCGCUAGGAAGGCUCUGAAGAAGAGCCCCGAUGGGUGGCAGCCAAGGUGGUUCAGCCAAGGCACAAAUCCCUACACGAAGCAGGAGGACUGGCUGUACAACGGCGGGUACUGGGAUCGCAACUACCAACAUCUUAAAGACGUUGAUAUAUUUUAA